This is a messenger RNA of Closterium sp. Naga37s-1, 3015 nucleotides long. The record is from the annotation of a GenBank genome assembly. NCBI's taxonomy places the organism in Eukaryota, Viridiplantae, Streptophyta, Zygnematophyceae, Desmidiales, Closteriaceae.
AUGGGGUUCCAGUUUAACCACGUGGGCGGGGGGACGAAGACGCGCCGUCCGAUCACGCUGCAGAUGAAGUACAAUCCAGCGUGCGUGGAGCCGCGGUGCUACUUAGUUCUGGAUAAGGAUCAUACGAGCGAACAGGAGAAGACUCUGCAGCAGCUACAGGCCUAUAUCGAGUCCGAGAACCAGCGGCUGGAGAAGGACAUGGGGCGAUUCUCGGACCGAGAGGUGGUGGUGCGCGUGGAGUACAAGUACUGCCCCAACCUCACCAUCAUUGACACUCCCGGGCUCAUUUCCGCCGCUCCCUCAGUCACACACACGGCGCUGCAGGAGCAAGCGCGGAUUGUCGAGGCGUUAGUCCUAGCGAAGAUGAAGCAGCAGGAGUUUGUGAUACUGUGUCUCGAAGACAGCAGCGACUGGAGCAACGCCACCACGCGGAGGAUUGUGAUGAAGGUCGACCCGGACCUCUCCCGAACCAUCCUCGUGUCCACGAAGCUCGACACGCGCAUCCCGCAGUUUUCCCGGGCAGCCGACGUGGAAAUGUUUCUCAACCCACCGCUGCCGGAUAUUUCCGCGUCGCGGCUGGCCACGCGGCCGUUCUUCACGUCUGUGCCGUCCGGGCGAGUGGGGUCCGGGUCUGAUGCGGUGUUCAUGACAGAUGAUGACUUCAGAGAUGCUGUUGCUCGGAGAGAGAUGAGCGACCUUGCAGCGCUAGAGGACAAAAUGGGCCGGCCUCUUUCGGACGACGAACGAGCACGGGUGGGGGUUAGCCGGCUUCGGCUGUUUUUGGAGCAGAUGCUGCAGCAACGGUACCUCGAGAGUGUACCGUAUAUAGUGCCGCUGCUUGAUAAGGAAUACAAGUCUGUCUCCACCAAGCUCUCUGCCACCUCUGCGGAGCUACAGAACCUGAGCGACGGCGAGUUGAAAGAGAAGAGCCGAAACUUCCGCGACAACUUUGUCCGGAAGCUCACGGUUCUGCUCCGUGGCUCCAUUGCUGCUCCGCCGGACAAAUUCGGCGAGACUCUGCAGGAAGAGAGGGCGCGUGGAGGGAUCUUUGUAGGGUCAGACGGCCAGCAGUUUCCACAGAGGCACAUGCCGAACGCCAGCAUGCGUCUCUUUGGAGGGGCGCAGUACCACCGGGCGAUGGCCGAGUUCCGGUUUGUGGUGGGUGCAGUGCGGUGCCCUGCGAUAUCGAGGGAGGAGAUUGUGAAUGCGUGCGGUGUGGAGGAUGUGCAUGACGGCACCAACUACUUCAGGACAGCGUGUGUGAUCGCUGUUGCCAAGGCAUGGGACGUGUUCGAGCCGUUCCUUCGACAGCUCGGGUUCCGUCUAUCCCACAUUGUGGGACGACUGCUCCCCAUCGUGCUGUUCCUACUCAAGAGGGACAAUGAGCCGAUGCUGGUGCAUGAAACGUUCAUAGAGCGAGUGCAGGAGUCGUACCACAAGUUCGUCGAUGCAACAGAGCGCUCCUGCAUUGACAAUCAGCCUCCUCUGCUUGCAAUUCCGUGUCUUUCUGCCCUUUGUCUCGCUCCACCCGCCCUCUGCUGCGUGCCCUCAGUCUCGCUCCGCCCUGCGUUCCUUCUUCGACUCGGCCAUGCCCAACCACGACUCUCCCCUCGUCUCUGCUCCCUCCUUAUGCUCAUCCUUCCUUCACUUGUUUUUUCUUCCACCCCGCUUCCUCCCAUACAGUCUCGAUCUGCACUGCGAUCCUUCUUUGAUUCAGCCAUGCCCAACCACGACUCCUCCCUCCUCGCUGCUGUCGGCGCCUUCGAAGCAUCCACGCCCAUGCCGGUCCCAGCAGCCACAAGCAGACAGAACUCGCCGCCCUUUGGCCCGACCGACUACCAGUCCAGUCCAAGCGACGACGGCCGGGGCGACAGAGGGGCAGUAGGGGGAACCAACCGAGCCAGCGGCAAUGGUACCACUGCUGGUGGUACCGCUAGUGGCGGUGCUGGUGGUGCUGGUUCUACUGCUGGUGGUGCCGCUGGUGCAGCAACAGGAGGCAGCGGCACAGGAGGAGGGAGGCUGGCGGAUCUCCUCGAAUCCACCCUCUGGACUCGCCGGCUCGCGCCGUCCUCAGAAGACAUAGUGAACGCGCUGGUGAUGCAGAUUUUCGAGGGCAUCCGGGACCACUUUGACCUGGAGGCGGUGGCAGGGGGUGGGCUGGAUGCGGUGUUUGAUAUCUCGAGAGUGCGCGGGCAGCUGGAGAGGAGCCGCGGGGAGCUGGAUGAAGAGCUGAGGCGGGUGCAUGCACUUCAGGCCAAGUUCGCCAGUAUUCACCACAGCCUGAGCGUGAUGCCAUCCCAUGCCAUGUCAGCACCAACGGGGUCUCUUUUCAGCUCACAGACUGGAGCGUCGCCGUUGCCCUCCUUUGGGUCGUCAGACGCAGCUCUCCCGCCCUCACGGCAUUUUGCCGACUCGCUCUCAUCGAUUCUUGGAGGUCGCCUCUUUGAGAUUGCCACGCAGGGGAACAAGGAUGGUCUCAUGCGCUUCCUGGAGUUUGCAGCUAUCAAGGCUGUGUUUGACAAGGGUUCACCUGAUGAAAUUGACCGCAUGUGCUUUCAAUUCAUGGACGUUCUCAAGUCUGGGAAAGUCGACAGGCGAGAGGUUGAAGAGGUGAUUCGCAGUGCUCUCACCACUGUCUUCGGCCCCCAGCACUCCCUUACACUUGCCAUCAUCCAAGCCUUCGUCUCCCCUGCCUUCCCAUCUAUUCCUACAUCUAGUACGUGGACUUCUUUCAGUCACUCCUCCCUCGCUUCCACCGCUCUCCAUCCCUCUUCUGCUCGGUCUUCCACAGCUGCUGCACCGCUUGCUGCAUCAGCAACGGCAACAGCAGCACCAUCGGAGGGAGCAGGGGGACAGCAGCAGCCAGAGGGGAAAGAAGUAGGGAGGCCAGAGCAAGAAGGGGAGGGCGUAGGUAGGGAUGGUAGUGCGGGUGCCAGUGUUGCUGCUGCUGAUACCAGAGUUUAUGAUGAUGGUGCCAGUGUUGCUGCUGAUGAUGGAAGGGAGUUGUCAUAUUAG